Effrenium voratum is the source of this 738-nucleotide messenger RNA. Lineage: Eukaryota; Dinophyceae; Suessiales; Symbiodiniaceae. The record is from the annotation of a GenBank genome assembly.
AUGGUGACCACGUCGCUGAAAACGCAGGUUGUCGCGCUUGAAGCGCCACCUGUCUGGCUCUUCGAGCCGACGCUCGACAAUUACCGCGAGGCGCUGUUCGAGGACGGCGUUUUGCAAACGCUGAUCAACUCGUUGAUCAUCGCGAUUUCAACCACCGCGCUGGCGUUGGUGCUCGGGAUACCGGCUGCCUUCGCGCUGGCCCGGUUUGAGUUCCGCGGCAAAAAGGACCUCUGGUUUUGGUUCAUUACAAACCGGAUGAUCUCGCCCAUUGUACUGGCGCUUCCAUUCUUUCUGAUCGCCCGCAAUCUCAACCUGCUCGAUCGGCACAUCACGCUUAUCCUGAUCUAUCUGACGUUCAACCUGCCCAUUGUCAUUUGGAUCGUCACCGAUCAGUUUCGCGGAAUACCCAUUGAACUCGAUGAAGCCGCCCGUAUGGAAGGUGCGUCACAGUUCACAAUCAUGAGCAAAAUCUGCCUGCCGCUCGCCAUGCCCGGCGUGGCGGUAUCCGCAAUCUUUUCGUUCAUCUUCUCAUGGAACGAGUUGAUGUUUGGCCUGGUGCUGACGCGAACCGACGCCAAAACCGCGCCAGCGAUGGCGGUGUCCUUCAUGGAGGGCUACAACCUGCCUUAUGGGAAGAUCAUGGCGACGUCGACCCUCAUCGUGAUCCCCGUCUUGAUCUUUGCGCUCAUUGCUUCCAAGCAGCUUGUCCGAGGCCUCACGAUGGGCGCCGUGAAGUGA